ACAUCAUUGUCAAACCAUCUUCAAGAUCAUCUGUCAAGUGAGUACAUUUCUAUUGAGUCAAAGUUGUUCAAAACUGUAUCCCCUAUUGCUUCCACCAUUCACGUAUCUUUCUUCCAAGUAAAGAGUCAAUUGACCACUCAUUUCAUCCAUUUUCAUAUGUAUUACCUCAUGCAGGACUGCAGCCAUAACAAGCGAUUUUAUCAAUUGCACAAGACCUGUAAAGGUAAUCUAACCAACAUCAUGUCAAACCCUCCAACUGUCACACAGAUUGACUCGCAGGUCGAGCAGCAUGGCUUGAAGAAGAUUGCCAGCGGCAAGGUUCGCGAGAUCUACGAGGUUGAUGCUAAGACACUGCUCUUUGUCGCCACAGACCGCAUCUCGGCCUACGAUGUCAUCAUGAAGAACGGAGUCCCUCAAAAGGGUGCCCUCCUUACUCUCAUGACUGCUCACUGGUUCAACCUGUUCAAGGAGAAGAUUCCUGACCUCAAGACUCACCUUCUCAGUGCUUCAGUGCCAGAGUCAGUGGCUUCAUCUCUUCCUGCAGAGGUUAGUGACCAGCUUCGUCUGCGUACUAUGCAUGUUCGUCGCUUGAAGGUUCUGCCUUUGGAGAGCAUUGUCCGUGGUUACAUUACUGGAUCUGCAUGGUCAGAGUACAAGAAGACUAGCACUGUUCACGGUAUCGCCAUGCCCAAGGGUCUGCAAGAAAGCCAGAAGCUCGAGAAGCCUCUCUGGACCCCCAGCACCAAGGCAGAAGUCGGUGACAAGGACGAAAACAUCAGCCCUGAAGAAGCCACCAAGAUUGUCGGCGAGAAGUACGCAAAGAAGAUUGAGGAGCUGAGUUUGAAGGUCUACCAAAUCGCUAGAGACUAUGCUGCCGAGCGUGGUAUUAUCAUUGCCGACACAAAGUUCGAGUUCGGUCUUGAUGUCGACACUGACGAAGUUAUCCUUGUGGAUGAGGUUCUUACCCCAGACAGCUCGCGCUUCUGGCCUGCAGACAAGUACGAGCUUGGCAAGUCGCAAGACAGCUUCGACAAGCAAUACCUGCGUGACUGGCUUACCAAGGAGGGUCUCAAGGGCAAGGAUGGUGUCGAGAUGACCGAUGCAGUGGUCAAGGAGACGGCCAAGAAGUACCGUGAGGCUUUCGAGAUGUUGACUGGCCAAAAGUGGGAUGAGGUCGUCAAGAACGGUGCCUAGUUAGGUGCUCAGAGUGGUUCUCGCAUGAACAUAUUCACUGCUUGUUAAAAAGAUCAACGAGACAUGACAUUUUCUCUGCACAUUGAAACAGUUUCUGAAGAUACGAAGAAUGAACAUGGUGUAGCGUAGAAUGGGGAGUGGUAUUCGUAAAAGAGCCCUCAAUUCGACAUGGCUCGAGGCAGGUACUUUUCUCUUUGGUAUAAUAAAGCCUCUCAUGCAGUCAGAUCACGACCAUUUUGUAUGCCAUUUUGCUCCUGCCGGGAUGAUUGUAUGGAAGUGUUCAGAAGACUCGAUGCCAUUUUUU
Molecule: messenger RNA, 1498 nt
Organism: Aureobasidium subglaciale EXF-2481
Lineage: Eukaryota; Fungi; Ascomycota; Dothideomycetes; Dothideales; Saccotheciaceae
Exons: 5
Coding region: 241-1194 (317 amino acids)
Biological process (GO): 'de novo' IMP biosynthetic process
Cellular component (GO): cytoplasm
Molecular function (GO): phosphoribosylaminoimidazolesuccinocarboxamide synthase activity
Source: RefSeq, a predicted model, not a curated record